Mesorhabditis spiculigera is the source of this 765-nucleotide messenger RNA. The record is from the annotation of a GenBank genome assembly. NCBI's taxonomy places the organism in Eukaryota, Metazoa, Nematoda, Chromadorea, Rhabditida, Rhabditidae.
AUGGCCACGAAAAUCGGCGACGCCGUCCCGAAAUGCUCUUCGUAUGAUGUGCAGAAGGAAGACAAGGAAAUCGACAAUGGAUGCGCAACGGAAGUCCAACAAGCUCGGGAAUGCUGCGACACCGGUUACAGCACUAAUUCGGAGGCAAAGGAGAACGCUUGCUGCUCGGAGCGCGAGAUCGAGGCCGAGCUCAAGGCUCUGGGUUUAAAGGACGACGAGAAAGCCGAGAAAAGCCCAGACGAGAACAAGUUCGUCUUCCACUAUGACCCGAAGACUGCUUUUAACGCUGCAGAGGAAAACAAGGAAAACGAGGAAGAGUCGGACGCGGAUGAGGAGGAAGAAGAGAGCCCUUGCACCGUGCAGCCAGUCUGCCCACUUCCGGAAUUGAUUAAGGUGGUAACUGGCGAGGAGGACGAGGAGGUGUUAUUUCAAGAGCGCUGCAAGUUGUACCGUUUCGACCGGGAGUCGCGUGAGGUGCAGGAGCGCGGGCUUGGCGAGAUGAAGGUUCUGAAAAACCCGAAGAGCGGCCGAAUGCGCUGCGUCAUGCGCCGCGAGCAGAUCCUGAACUUGUGCGCCAAUUUCCCGAUCGUCGCCCAGAUGGAGAUCAAGGCAAAGGCCGGCACCGACGAGACGGCCCUCUUCUUUUGCCAGGACUUUUCGGAGUGCGAUGACGGCGAGGGCCAGACGUUCUACACCCGUUUCCGCACCGGCUCAACUCGCGAGCGCUUCAUCAAUCUUUUCCGCGAGGGCGUCGCCGCUUUCCAG